AUUAUUCUGUAGGUACAAUAUAAUUUCGGACAACUGCAUGGGAUUUAAUAAAAAAAAAUGUAUGAAAUUUGUCUCUUAACUAGACAAAUAGCCCAAAUUGCGAAAAGGAAGCAAUCGCUGAUGUAUUAAAAUCCAUCAUCAUUAGCCAUUCCUGAAUAUCCUGGUCUCCUAAAAAUUCGCAUACUCCUGUUUCAUUCCACGUACCCGCCGCUGACCACUCCUCGUCGCCUUGCUGCCGGGGAUGAGAUGACGUUGAAGAGGCGCUUGACGUGCUCUGCUCCGGCGGCGUGUUUGGAGAGGUGUAAUCGGAGAAGGAGAAAUUGAGCUUCGCUCUCGGACCUCUGAAUUCAACGGCGGCUCUGUCGUAGGCUCGGGCGGCGUCUUCCGCGGUUCGGAACGUCCCGAGCCAAACCCUCGCCGCCUUCCGAGGGUCCCGAAUCUCCGCCGCCCACUUUCCCCACGGCCUCUGCCUCACUCCUCUGUAACUCUUCUUAUUAUUCGUUGAUUUCGUUCCCGCCUUUUUCUUCCUCUUUUCACCUUCGCUGAACUCCGGCGGAACAACGGCAGGACAAGACACCAUUGGCGGCGCCGGCGGUGCGCUUCCAUCUAUGACACACUUGAGGGCGGAGACCAUGACGGAAUCCUCCUUAUCGCUGGUAAGACUCGCUGGCGGCGCGGGGGCUGUGAAAAAUCCCUGGGUUUGUUUGAGCCUGUCGGUCAACCUUUGCAUGAUCGAAGCACUGUUUUUGGCCGGUCUUAAGCGGAGAAGGGAGUGAUAUAGGAUAGUGUGUAUAUAAGAGCAUCUUUAAUGGGAGAAUGUCUAGUCUAAAAAAAGUGUGCCAAUUGUCAAAUAAAUAAAAGGCCUUCUAAUCCACAUAAUAUAAUGUGUAGUGACCGGAUAUUGAUAAAAUAAAAAACCUUCCAAUGCUGUAAAGUCUAACGACUCAAAGAGUGUCCAGGUGGAAUAACGAUUCCUGCGAUUUUAUGGAAACUAACUUCGCAGCUCUUUUUUUUUCAAAUUAAACUUCGGGAUGAUACCCGUUCAACCUUGACUAGGAUUACCGGAUUACAUAGCUUCUAUUUUUCUGUAAUAUAUAAUCUCUAACUUAUAAUUGCUCUAAUUCCUUAUAACAUUCAAGAGCAGCAAAAUAGGUGAUUUGAUUCUUCUAUUUAGUUUCUUUCUUGCGGCAAUUGAAAAUCAAAGUUUGGUUGAAUUUGACACCAAUAUCGAUAAUAUAUUUGUAUUCCGAUUGCAUAUAUAUAAUUCAAAUCAGAGUAUUCGAAUGCAAUGGGAACGUGUGGUUGUUUUGUUUGUUUAUGUGGUGAUUCCCAACACUAGCAGCAGCUCCCAUAUCUUGUGUGCUCAAGCUUUCUUUGAAUUUGAUUUCUUUGUGUAUAUAUUGCAUCAUUUGAAUAAAAAAUAUCUAAGUGUGUGUAUACAAUAUAUAUACUACGUAUAUGAAUAAAGUCUCUCUGUAUAUUAUAUCAUAUAAUAAGGAGUUUUUGUUUUAUUUGUGUGUGUAAUUCGAACUUCAAAGUGUGCAUCAUUUUAUAAAUAUAUAUGUAUAUAUAGAGUACAUACUGCAUGAGGAGAUCAAUUCUCUCUAUAUAUGUGUGUCUGAAUAAAGUCAAUAUAUGUAUGUGUUAUCUUCUCUAUAUAUCCAUGUGUGUGUUAUCUGUAUUUGUAUUUAUAUCUUUAAUUUCAUUAGUUUUGAAUGAUGUUUCGUUAACAGGUUUUAAGUUAAGGAUAUGGCUACACCAAAUUUUGAAUCGGACUCUAGCAGUUCAUCUUCGAGUGAUAAUGAACUCUCACUUACCCAACAAUUAACACAUGAUCUGCAGAAAGAUACUUUUCUUAACAUCGAAAGUCGUUCAGAUGAAGCCUUGAUUGUUUCUUCAAUGGUGUCUGCUGCAAAAUGGUCUCUCGAAGGGUUGUCAUCAGGUAGAUGUUAUAUUCGUCGUGAUAGGAAAGAGCGUCAUGACCUAAUAGUAAACGACUACUUCAAAGGUGAAAACUCAAAGUACACGCCACAACUUUUUCGUCGUAGAUUCCGAAUGAAUAUUGAGUUAUUCACCCGAAUUUUACAAGAUGUUGAGAACUUUGAUACCUAUUUUCGACAAAAGGUUGACGCUGUUGGAAAUAUUGGACUGAGCCCACUGCAAAAGAUGGUAGCUGCCAUACGCAUGCUUGCAUAUGGCUGUCCAGCUGAUCUUCUUGACGAAUAUGUUCAAAUUGGAGAAACUACAGCAAUUGAAAGCUUGAAGCGCUUUUGUGGUGCUAUUAUAGGAAUUUAUGAAGCAAAAUACUUGAGAAAACCAAACAUAGAUGAUAUCAGAAUGCUCCUAAAAGAAGGAGAGACUCGAGGCUUUUCGGGCAUGCUUGGUAGCUUGGAUUGCAUGCAUUGGCAAUGGAAAAAUUGUCCAACUGCUUGGCAUGGUACUCACACAAAUGGUUUUAAACGAGUCCCAACUCUGAUUUUAGAAAUUGUAGCUUCACAGAGUUUAUGGAUUUGGCAUGCUUUCUUUGGAAUGGCGGGGUAGUAACAACGAUGUUACAGUUUUAGAUAGAUCACCAUUAUUUGAUGAUCUAAUUAAUGGUGUUGCUCCGCCAUGUAAAUUCAUAGUUCAAGGUCAUGAGUAUAACAUGGGUUAUUAUUUAGCUGAUGGGAUAUAUCCGCAUUAUGCUACUCUCAUCCAAACAAUAUCUCAACCUUCAUCUAUUAAGGAAAAGUUAUUUGCGAAAAAACAAGAAUCUGCUAGAAAGGAUGUCGAGCGAGCAUUUGGUGUGCUGCAAAGUCGGUGGCAUAUUGUUAAGGGCCCUGCUCGUCUUUGGAGUGCUAAAGACUUGGGAAAGAUAAUGAAGACAUGCAUCAUCUUACAUAAUAUGAUAAUAGAGAAUGAACGCACUCAAGGCAUUGAUCCUGAAGAUUGGCAGGCGGAGGGAGAUGAAUCAACUGAAAGUGUUACCCUGGAGCAUGAUUUCACCUUGAUUAUGUCAAUGAUGAUCAAUCGGACAAAACAAGUACAAGAUACUUGGUUACACAGGGAAUUAAAGAAGGAUCUCAUUAAUCAUUUGUGGGAAGUGUAUGGUGCACAAGUUGGUGAUAGCUAGAAUUUGCUUAUUUUUAAUAGCUAAUUUAUUUUUAAUGCUUAGUAUUAGUGAUUAUGAACUACGAAGUUCUGAACGUUUUCAGUUCUCGAGCAACCCUUUUUUUUAUAAUAACUUAGUAGUUUUAGGACAUGUUUUUG
Cuscuta epithymum is the source of this 3249-nucleotide messenger RNA. NCBI's taxonomy places the organism in Eukaryota, Viridiplantae, Streptophyta, Magnoliopsida, Solanales, Convolvulaceae. The record is from the annotation of a GenBank genome assembly.